UUAACACAUCGCCAAUCAAAAACACUAUCAAAGAAAACUUUUGCAACUAAAUCGAAACAACAUAAACUGCAGAAAUAAAAUCUUGGGAUUGACAUUUAAAACAGCAAAUUCGUUUCUUGAUCUAAUUUUAUAGUUCAAAUUGUCGAGAAUAGUUCCACAAGAUUCCAGCAGACAAGCGGGGUGGAGGUUCUUCAAGCGUAAGACCUUGAAAAUGGUUUCAGUGUCAGCGAUAGCCACAUACAUUUGGAGUGAUUCAUGGUUUAUGAUCAGAUUUUUAAAGGAAAAGAACAAAUUUUCAUUGAGUUUUAGCUUUUCGAAAGUUGCAACAACAAAAUACAAUAAUUUUCGGGAUCAACAAUAGUGAUGCCCUGUGAGUCGUGUCAUGUACAAUUUACGGUAUUUCGCCGGAAGCGUAGCUGUGCGGAUUGCAAACGAUUUUAUUGCAGCAACUGCUUAUCGACAACAAAACGUCGCACAGCCAGCAAUGUUCAUAUUUCCUCCGGAGUGCAAUUGUGCAAGCGAUGUGUGAUUUUCGCAAAGCGCCCUUUGUUACGCACGGAUUUGCUACAAUUGAAACCCAAAGAUCUGAUUUUCUACCUACAAUCCAAACACAUUUCAACAACUGGCUGUGUGGAAAAGGAUGAAUUAGUUGGUUUGGUGUUGACGCAUGUACAUCAAGUUGAUGCAACAGCUGACAAAUCGGAUAAUGGAGGUGCGCGCAGCCCCACAGAUCCAUCUGCAAACUCGUUUGAUAGUUUAAAACAGACGUGCCAAAACUUUUUUACAAGUAUUACUGAAAAUAUUAGUGACUCUCUGAAUUCGUUCGACAGUAAAAGCUCAGCGAAAGUUGGCGAAGAGACCAGAGGUGAUUCACGUUCUGGACGAGGUUCAACAGACAGUGCAACUAUACAUAUUUCUGAUCAGCCCACAGUGUCAACCAGAGAAAUUCCCACUUAUGCUAGUUUUCAGCAGCAAACCCAUAAUAACUGUAAUAACUAUCAAUCAACGACAACAACAAAUAGACCAUCGACAACACCGCUAACAACAACAACUAGUGUGACUGCUGCAUCCCCCACAUUGGUAAGUAGCAGCACAUCAUCUGUAACUACCAAAGGUAGCAGUCAGACCUCUGCAAGUCCUGAAAUAAGUAUUAGCUCACUUGAUCGGGCGGAGGGGGUGGAGAAUCCGCUUGCUACGUCUUUGAAUAGCCAGCGCAUUGGAAUUACUCGCCAAGAAGCUGGUGAAGAGAACUCUGACUGUGAAUGUUCGGAUGACGAAUUGCUAGCGACAUUCAGUGGUCGCUCGUUAGCAAGAAAGAACGAUGUUGAAGUAACAAAUAAAGAUACGCUUAAACCUGUUGAGCCAGAUGAACGCAUCGGCAACAAAUCAAGAGCCAGUACAGACAUAAACUGCGCUGAAAUGUCUUCGCAAUCGUCGUUCGAAGAAUUGGGGGCUAUUGGUGGUAUUUCGGAUGAGAGUAAAGCUGCAACUGACACUAACAGUAGUAAUAUGGAUCAAUGGCAAAUCUUAGACAAUGCUACGCUCCAAGCCUUGGGAAGUCCUGUUGGCGAGCAGAGUUUAACGGUGGCGUGUAUUCCAACAGCUCCCGCAUCAAACAAUAAUAUGAUUAGUGUGGACACUGCAGAAGAUUCAUCAAAAGAUCUGCAGGUGGCAGUUCCAUUUUUACGGCAGGAACAAGCGCCACCGCAGUCUCCUACGCCUCAACGCGCGAAGAAAAUAACGCGUCGUCGUUCGGACAGUUACCUUAACAGACAACGUCAGCGGCCAACCAGUGAAGACGAUUCUCCCACAGGUAACUCGGCACGUAAAGCACUAAUAACGCUGCACGAACAAGUUGUGGAGUCAGCAGAUGAUGCAGGUGAGACUGAUUUGCGAGAAAAACAUACUACUUCAAGAGGUGUUGGUAGCUGCCAUCGUUGUGGCAAGCAUAAGGCAUCUCUGCGUAAACAGGUCGAAAAGAUGCGGCGGCAUUUGGAAAGUGCUCAACUUUCUGAACCAGAGAUUAAAAAAGAACUCCAAGAUUUUCUCAGUUAUCUUGAGCAGCGCACUAAGUCAAUGGAUUACUCUGAUACGGAGACUGUGGGAUCAUCAUUGAGCGGAAGAAAUGUCACACAAUCUCCGGAACACCAGCAAUCACAAUCACAACAGCAGCAUGUGUGGGAAGAUGCAAGCAUGCCACAUUGGGAGUAUCAGUUGGACAACAAUGAGGGUAUUCAUGUGUACGCAGGCUCAACGACAGAAAUGAGCGAUUACAAACGUCAAUCAUCUCGUUUUAUUAACCUCGAUGACUUCGAAACUAUUAAGGACCUUGAAGCCUUAUCGGUGAAGCAGCUCAAAGAGGUUUUAAUGCUAAAUCGAGUUGACUAUAAAGGGUGCUGCGAGAAGCAAGAACUACUAGAUCGUGUACAACGUUUAUGGAAGAACCUCAAAUCAGCACCAGGAGUCGAUAAGUUGCCAACCGAUGAGCUCUGUAAGAUUUGCAUGGACGCACCGAUUGAGUGUGUUAUUCUUGAAUGUGGACACAUGGCCACUUGCACUAGUUGUGGAAAAGUCCUUAGCGAAUGUCCUAUUUGUCGUCAGUAUAUUGUGCGUGUGGUGCGUUUCUUUCGUGCGUAAUUAAAUGUCACCAAUCUUCGCCGCAUAGCCGAGUUUAAAGUCAAAUUGCCUGGAAUUUAGUUUAUUGAAAAGCAGUAAAACAUAAGCAAGUGAAUGCAGCAAUGGCGAAAAAAAUUCAAAUAAACAAAACAGAAUAAAGUAUGAUGGUAGAAGCGGGCGUUCCUUGCUAUCCCGCUGUCAUGUUUUCCAUAAAUCCGGAUGUACAUUUUAGAAACCACUAAUAUUGUGUAAAAUAAUAGUAACAACAAUCACUUGUUCAAUGUCUUUUGAUGGUUUAAAAUUUUAAGUAUAAAGUAUUUUUUGUGAAUUAGUUCCUUUUUAUGUUAAAAUUAUUAUUAUUAUUUUUUUGAAUUGUUUUGGAAUUUUUACAUGAUCAGAUUAACCUAUAAAUUUUGUUGUUGUGUGUUCGGCUUUCAAUGCAUGUAUUUUGAACACUAAUUUUUUAUAUUAUAUAUAUUUAUUUGCUCAGCAAACAAUUAUCCGAAUCCCAUGAAUGCAGUGCAAAAUAAAAUAAGAGUCUUACCAUUAAAUGGCAGUGCACUCCUUGUGAUGUCAAAUGAAAUAAUAUGUACUUUUAUAUGUCCUAUAUCUACAUAUAUAUUUUUAGUUAGGACGUAAAAUGUAGUCAGUCAGUAUCUUGUUAAUAAUAACUUUUCUGCAAUGUUUAUGUACAAAUGUACAUAUGUACAUACAUACAUAUAUGAAUUCAAAAAUGUAGAAGUACAACUCUUUUUUUGUGUAAUCAAUGAACUAAUUGAAAACAUUCCCGAUAGUUCUAGUAUAUGCGAUACAAUACAAUACAAUAAAUUAACAUAGAAACAAAAUAAAAAAUAUAAAACACUCACUUACGUACAUAAAUAAUUCUUAUUGUAAUGACAAUGUAAAAAUGCGAUACAUACAAUAAAUACAUAUAACUGAUUAUAUU
Molecule: messenger RNA, 3562 nt
Organism: Anastrepha obliqua
Lineage: Eukaryota; Metazoa; Arthropoda; Insecta; Diptera; Tephritidae
Product: serine-rich adhesin for platelets
Exons: 6
Coding region: 364-2637 (757 amino acids)
Biological process (GO): negative regulation of extrinsic apoptotic signaling pathway via death domain receptors; proteasome-mediated ubiquitin-dependent protein catabolic process; protein K48-linked ubiquitination
Cellular component (GO): cytoplasm; plasma membrane
Molecular function (GO): ubiquitin protein ligase activity
Source: RefSeq, a predicted model, not a curated record